CUCAACCAUCCACAAGUCUCAGCUCUUCUUGGGGAGGAGGAUGAGGAAGCAUUUCAUUACUUGUCGAGGGUUGAGGUCACUGAGUUCGAGGAUAUCAAGUCUGGCCAUAGAAUAGAUUUUUAUUUUGAUGAAAAUUCAUAUUUUGAGAACAAAGCUCUCUCCAAAGAGUUUACUGUAAAUGAGAAGGGAGACCCUGUUUCCAAGUCAACUGAAAUCAAAUGGAAAGCUGGAAAGGACCUGACAAAGCGUACUGGUCAGACGCCGAACACAGCUGGGAAGAAGAGGCAGCAUGAGGAGCCAGAGAGCUUCUUCUCCUGGUUUACUGACCACUCAGAUGCAGGAGCUGACGAGUUGGGAGAAGUGAUCAAAGAUGAUAUCUGGCCUAACCCUCUGCAGUACUACCUAGUCCCUGACAUGGAGGAUGAGGAAGGUGAUGACGACGAUGAUUAA
Molecule: messenger RNA, 450 nt
Organism: Amphiprion ocellaris (clown anemonefish)
Lineage: Eukaryota; Metazoa; Chordata; Actinopteri; Pomacentridae
Product: protein SET-like
Exons: 1
Biological process (GO): nucleosome assembly
Cellular component (GO): nucleus; chromatin
Molecular function (GO): chromatin binding; histone binding
Source: RefSeq, a predicted model, not a curated record